AUGCUGGGACCAUAUAGCGAAGAGUUGAUGAUAGGCCUGGCCGUUGGCUCCAACAUUCUACCUACAAUAUUUUUCGGGUUAAGACUAUGGGCAAGAAGGUUGAAGCGCAAGCAUGUAUCUGCAUAUGACUGGUUAUGCUUCGGGGGGCUGCUCGUUGGAUAUACUUGUUGCGCUUUACAGCUCUAUGGUAAGCAUCAAGCCCUAGGGCCUGAUAGCCAACCUAUGUUGGAUGAUCCAGGGUUCCUGGUCUACGAAAGGACUAAGCUCGCCGUCAAUGUCCUCAGUCCCAUCGGCUUCGGGCUUGUGAAAUCAUCGAUCCUCGUCUUCUACGAUGGAAUCUUUCAUAAUAUUCGCCUUUUCCGAUGGGCCGUCUAUGUCAUGCUUGGACUGCUCGGCGUAUGGUCCAUUUCCUUCUUCUUCGCUAAUCUAUUCAUCUGUUAUCCUGUCACACCGUUGAUAGAACCAUAUUAUAACAAUAAAUGCGUUGAUGAAGCCGCCGUGUUUCUUUCCACCCUCGUCACUGAUCUGAUAUUUGAUAUUCUCAUCCUAGCUAUGCCAAUUCCUAUUGUCUUACGGUUACAUCUGCCUUGGAGGGAUAGGCUCGGAGUGCUUGGAAUGUUCCUGCUGGAACACCAGUCGCUAAUAAGUCCUUCUAGCGUUGUCGCCGUCAGCGUUGCUCGGCUUGUCCAGUCAUUGGAAGUGAAUUCGCUGUAUCUUAUCUUCACUGACGAUGACACAUAUUAUACAUCGCCUGUCUUCUUCUGGGCUAACAUUGAAUUGUCUAUUGCUGUAAUAUCAGCUUGUCUUCCAACAUUGAAACCAGUAUUAGUUUAUUUCUUCCCUCCCGCUCCAGCAAAGACGCAAACGACAUCAACCAAUUACGCCAAAUCCCCGAUCCGCAAUCUUCGCAUCAGGACCGGAUUAAGCCAUGACAGUGGUAUGCUACCUAACGGAACCGUGACAGUCAGUUAA
Molecule: messenger RNA, 972 nt
Organism: Daldinia loculata
Lineage: Eukaryota; Fungi; Ascomycota; Sordariomycetes; Xylariales; Hypoxylaceae
Exons: 7
Coding region: 1-972 (323 amino acids)
Source: RefSeq, a predicted model, not a curated record